GAAAUUUCUUCUAUAAAAAAAGGUAGUGAAACCAAUCAUUUGUCUCACCAAGAUUCCCUGCUCAUCUUUUAAGUAUUCUGAUCAAAAGCUAUUAAGAGUAUUGUGUAAAAUGUCAUCCUCUUUAGUGGGUAAGCUAGAAACAGAUGUAGAAAUCAAAGCUCCAGCUUCAAAAUUCCAUGAAAUCUUUAGGCACAAACCUCACCACAUCUCCAAUGUCUCCUCUGACUUCAUUCAAGGCUGUGAACUCCAUGAAGGUGAAUGGGGAACUGUGGGAUCUGUAAUCUACUGGAAAUAUUUCCAUGAUGGGAAGCCUAGAGUUGCCAAGGAGUUGGUGGAAGCCAUAGAUGAUGAGAACAAUUCCAUCACAUUCAAAAUUCUCGAAGGAGACCUUAUGGAGCACUACAAGAGCUUCAAAGCCACUUUGAAAUGUAUCCCAAAAGGUGAGGGAAGUGUAAUUCACUGGACUUUGGAAUAUGAGAAACUUCAUGAUGAAAUUAUAGACCCCCACACUAUGAUUCAGUUCGCCUCCGAUCUCUCCAAAGAUCUUCAGAAGUCCCUUGUCGAGGCAUAAGAAACACGUGCAUAUAACAAGGCCCAUGAACCUUGAGUUUAUGGUUACGUUUUUUAUAUUUAUAAUUUUCCCAUUAUCUCUGCUUUAUGUUUUCUGUGUGUAAUAAAAGGUCACAUAGCGAUCUUUCAUUUCGUUUCCUCUAUUCGAGAUUUGAAACCGUUUACUUGAAAUAGUACUAUUUCCUAAAUUAUAUGUUGUUCAUCUGAAGUUUUAUACUUCUCAGAUGAUUAUGAUGUUUUAUGUCAUAAGAUGAUGUUUAGAGGAAACCAUUUGAAACCCAUGCAGUUAAUUGUAGCUUCAAACAGAUCUUGAUUAGAGGAACUAUUUUCCAUA
Molecule: messenger RNA, 904 nt
Organism: Ziziphus jujuba (common jujube)
Lineage: Eukaryota; Viridiplantae; Streptophyta; Magnoliopsida; Rosales; Rhamnaceae
Product: MLP-like protein 43
Exons: 2
Coding region: 110-571 (153 amino acids)
Biological process (GO): defense response
Source: RefSeq, a predicted model, not a curated record